CCCGUUUCCAUUACUUUAGCUUUCAGUUUUGAUGGCUGAAGCUCCGCUUGCUCUGGAGGCUGGGAGGGCUCUGCUGGAUAAGGCCGUGUCGAAGUCUCUGCAGAGGCCAUGACAGCUUGUGCCGGGCUCUGCUUCUUGUUGCUGCCUAGAAACCACGGACCUGUUGGAGAUGUGGGAACCGGAGCCUGGUAUUGGGGGGAGCAGAGCUUAGAGCUGUGAGCAUGAACACCUUGGAUCAUGGCUGGACUCUGAGAGGAAGAUUUGGGGUCUGCCGUGUCCCUUAAGGCCUCGAGCUGUCCCCCAUGAAGUCACACAGCCUUUCAAAUUUUGGAGCAAAGAGAAGCAGCUCUGAGGACAUGGGAAUUUGCUGCCAACAUGCUCUGCUCUUCCAGUUUACCUGCCUGCUUGUCCUUGAAGAGCUGUUCGCCCCGGUGUCCACAAAGGAGUUCGCGGUGUUUGGCCCCUCGCACCCGGUUGUGGCAGAACUCGGUGGGGAAGCCGUACUUCCGUGCUCCGUGUCUCCAGCCGUGAGCCUGGAGAGCAUGGAGGAACUCAGGUGGUACCGCACCAGAUUCUCAGAAGCGGUCUUUGUCUAUCGGAACCAACAAGAGCAGGAGGGAGAGCAGCUGGCUGAGUUUUCAGGGCGGACCUCCCUGGUGAAGGACCAGUUCGUCGAAGGCAGGGCUGCCGUGCGCAUCCACAAGGUCUGGACACCGGACAGUGGAGCAUACAUCUGCCUCUUCAAACAGGGGGUCUUCUAUGCAGAGGCCAUCUUGGAGCUGAAGGUGGCAGUCAUGGGCUCUGUCCCUGAAGUGUACAUCAAAGGUUCGGAAGAUGGUGGCGUGUGUGUGGUGUGCAGGGCUUCAGGGUGGUACCCAAAGCCCCAGGUGCAGUGGAGAGACUCCAGAGGGGAGACGCUCCCAGCAUCCCCUGAGACCCACAGUGAAGGUGCUGAGGGACUGUUCACCGUGGAGACCUCGAUGGUGGUGAGAAACAGCUCUUUGGGGAAUGUGACCUGCUCUGCCUCCAAUCCCACCUUGGGUCAGGAGAAGGCCAUGGCCAUAGUCAUCCCAGAGCCCUUCUUCCCUCAGACUUCUCCCUGGGUGCCAGCUUUUGCUAUCACCAUGACCGUGACGGGACUUCUAGUCUUAGGGUCAGGCUGUCUUCUCAUAAGAGAACAGUGUUCAAGGCGGCAGUUGCGGCAGGAGAGGGAGCGUCUGCAGUCUGAGAAGGAGACAAAGGAAGAUGUCCUGAAGACCAUUUGCAUACUCGAUCGGGAGCUCGAUCGGAGGAAGGCAGCUUACAUGGCUGCCUGGAGGAAGGCCCAGCUGUAUGCAGAUUGGCGCAAGGAGCACUUCCAGGCCUGGCCUGUCACUCUGGAUCCAGACUCUGCCCACCCAAUCCUUGCCAUCUCUCAGGACAGAAUGCAGGUGACCCUGACGGACAACACUAUGUGCCUGGAUGACCACUUCAGUGUGUUAGGCAUGGAAGGCAUCUCCUCAGGAAGAUGUUACUGGAAGGUGAAGAUAAAGAAUGGAGACUGCAGCAAGUGGAUUCUUGGGGUUUGUCGGGGAGAUGUGGAGAGGAAAGGCUUGUACUUUGAGAGUCCAGAGAAGGGGUUCUGGACUGUGGGACGCUCUAGUAGUGGCUAUUGGGCCUAUAUUGACACUGGGAGAACUUUAUUAUCCUUUAGGAAAACUCCCCAGUGUGUGGGGGUGUUUGUGGACUACAGUGAAGGUGACAUUUCCUUCUAUAACAUGAGUGACUUGUCCCACAUUUUCUCCUUCCACAAAGCCUCCUUCUCUGGGACUCUUCUCCCAUACUUCAGGAUUAAGUCUGGAAGUGUUUGGAUGUCUCUCUGCUCCAUUGCACAGGCUUGUGAUGGAGAAGAGGGAGGGGAGGAGCAGGAGGAAAGAGAGGAGUUGGGAGAGGGGGAAGAAUGGGAAGAAGUCGAUUUUGUCUCCUUUGAAGCAGUCUCUGAGUCCCCCAGGGGAGAUGCUCACCCCAGGCUCCAUUGGUACUGACUGUCCCCCAGGGGAAGAAUCCCCAUUCCUCCCUCAUCCAGGUCACAUUUUGCCUUCAUAGUGCAGAUCACUGCCUCUAGGCUGUCAGUGUGACUCUUGUUGGACUGUAGAAGCCACAGGCAAAGCCCCCAGGAUGAGUCCUGCAAGGGCCUGGAGCAUUGACCCAAUGCUCUCAGGUCUGACUCUGAGGUGUGGCUGUGGAGCUGGGGGUCCAAGCUUCGCGUUCAGGCAGCAGAGGAUGAGCCCCGCCCGAUUAUUGCUUCAGCUGGUUUGAACAACGGGAAGGCGUGUUCCAUUAUGCCCCCUUUGGUGUAAAUGGCAUUUUCUUGGGUUUUCACACCAUUUGGUAGGAAAUGGAGCAAGGACUGAAUGGACUUUGUUUUCAUUCAUUCACCUGGUUGGGCACCUAGGGUCUGCCCUGUAUGUUGGCCCUUGUGACCAGUGUGCCGUGACUAUGGGAGAGAAGAUGACUUUGACACAUGAACUGCUGUCCCCUGGAUUUGUUCCCAGAAGUCUCAUUGGUAGAUCAUAACUUCCAGUGGCCGUCUCUGUGGACAAUAAACUGUCUUUGAGUGUC
This is a messenger RNA of Mesocricetus auratus (golden hamster), 2601 nucleotides long. Its product is annotated as butyrophilin subfamily 1 member A1. Gene Ontology annotation, cellular component: external side of plasma membrane. Gene Ontology annotation, molecular function: signaling receptor binding. The record is from RefSeq and is a predicted model, not a curated record. NCBI's taxonomy places the organism in Eukaryota, Metazoa, Chordata, Mammalia, Rodentia, Cricetidae. Gene Ontology annotation, biological process: T cell receptor signaling pathway; regulation of cytokine production.